This is a messenger RNA of Gadus morhua (Atlantic cod), 1725 nucleotides long. Its product is annotated as CAP-Gly domain-containing linker protein 1. The coding region runs from base 198 to 1070 and encodes 290 amino acids. The transcript has 8 exons. Lineage: Eukaryota; Metazoa; Chordata; Actinopteri; Gadiformes; Gadidae. The record is from RefSeq and is a predicted model, not a curated record.
CAGUAGUCACAAGCAAGCCUGACUCGGAUCAGAGUGUUACAUUAGAAUAUCACACUGGUGUACCUGGUUGGAUAAUAAUGUCGUCUUCGAAUGAAACUAAAGCCUGUGGAAUUUCCCCUUGCCUUCAGAUGGGAGAGGACAUCAUUCAAAUCCCUGCUCCAGUGAGAGUGGACCAAUGAGAAGCGAGUGGGGUCAGCAUGGAGACACACCUCCUCCUUUCGGCCUGUGUGUGGACAUUUAAAGGGAUACUGUGCACCUGCAGGUUUUUGUGGAUAUGUCCGUACAACGCAAUACAAUUCCUACCGAGGAAGAAGAGCAGUCUAGCCAACAACAGAAGACUACCGAAACCACACACAGGGUAUGAGCUGAGGGUGAGUGCAGGGAUACCUGGCAGCCCAGAGCACACCAGCGCCCUCCAGAGGAGGCUGGCCAAGGCAGAGAGGGACAUCCUGUCACUCAAGACACGCAUCUGCUGCGACCGGGCCUCAUGGGAAAUUAGGUUCAACGACUUGCAGAGAAAGCAGGAAGAGCUACUCGUGCAGCUGAGGUCAGAGGUCAGACUGGCUGAUGGAGAAGACCCCAAAGCGCCAGUGGACUGUAACACCAACACCACAGUAUCAGAGUCUGAGGAACACUCAAGCACCCAAACAAAUCACUUGGAGGUCAUGGGGAGUUUGACCCCCUGCCCCAGCAGCCUAUGGGAGGAUCAAUCUUCCUGCACAGCCUCUUCCAGCUCCAGGACAGAAUCGGUCAUGUCUUCAAACAUCAGCGUAGUUUCACGGAGAAGCUUGCGGGUGGGUCGUCGAUGCUUUGCACCGCAUUCCCCGAUGGACCUGCAGCCGGGCCACCGCGUCAGAGUCAUGCUUCCCUCCGGUCGGAUCAGCACCGGCACCGUUCGCUACCUGGGCUGCCUGCCGGGCGAGGCGGAGCUCUGCCUGGGGGUGGUGCUGGCCAGCCCCGAUCGGGCUUCACGACAAGACGGCAGCCAUCGGGGCCAGAGCUACUUCCAAUGCGACCCAGGCUACGGUGCCUUUGUGCCGUUCAGCAAACUCCUGAUGGCCUGGGAGUAGAAUUGCCACAUGGAGGAGUAGACUGUACCUGAUCUGGCUGUCUCUGGACCUGAUAUCCUCGGGAUGGUUUCAGCGAGACUGUAAUGGUUUGAUCUGCUAUGGACUUGUUUGAUCGUGUUGGUGCCAGUUUGAUCUAGUUGUUACUGGGUUGAGGUUCGGAUCUGGUGGAUACUGGUUUUAUCUGGUCAUAGUAUUUCUGGUCUGAUCUGUUUGGUACUGGCAUGAUAUGGUGGUCUCAUCUGGUCUGUACUGGUUUCAUCUGAUCUUAACCAGUCAGAUCCCGUUGUGACCAGUUUGAUCAGAUUGUUACCAGUUUGUUAUGGACGUUACUUGUUUGAUCUGGUCUGUACUGGUCUAAUUUGGUUGUUUGUUUGGUUGUGUGACUUGGUGAUUACUGUACCUGGUUGCGUCAAUCAAUGUGAAAAUGUGGGAUUAGUAGUGUUUGAAUCAAAGAGAGGGUUUGCAAUAGAAACUAUCUGGUUCAGAUUUAACGUUAAUAGCAAGCAAGCAGGUAAUGAAGGAAUGUUUUCUUGCAUUGUUUGUUCUUACGUUAAUUCAAUUGCCCAUUUUUUCUCUCAUGUAUUUGUGUACUUUAUUUAAAACUUUCUGUAGAAUGCUUUGAUUUCAAAUACAUCCCGACAGGUUUAAACAUUGA